GCAUGCCUUUCCAUGUCAGAAGUUGAGUAAGAAAACCAAAAGAAGCAGCUGUGAAGCUGACCUCUUACUAAAUUUCUAAUUUAGUCAAUUUAGUUAAAAUAUUCGUCAGGGAUUAUAUUCGCAAUUCGAGAAGUGAUUUAAAUAUCAAUAAUUGCACAAGUGUUGUCUACCUGAGGGCAUGGAUAUCGCAGAUACAUCUUACCAACAGUUAUGCAGUGCUCGCACUGUCCAGUCUGAUCAGAAGGGUUUCUUCAACGAGUUCUUCUUAGAGGUGAAAGAAGGUUGUAGUGAAAAGUGGCUGAAGCAUUAUUUUAGCCAAUUAAAGUCAAACGAGGCACGCAUCCUAUCGAUCUUCAGCGAUCGGGAGGUUUGUGAUACGGUGCUGGGCGUGCUGGAAAAUGUUGCACCCGUCUACAAGGGGAAAGAUGGACUAUUUUCGGUUCAAAGACGUGCUCAGGCUGAUAAGUUCAACUUGUUGGGCGAUUUCAAACAGGCUUUGAUGCAUUCUAAUUUGGCCGUUAUGCGUGCACCAGCCAAAGAUGUUGAUCUAGGUGUUGAUGACGGGCUUAGUUUGCCUUUGGCUUAUCGUUGCCGAGCCGCAGUUCUAAUUAAUUUGGGAGAUGGUCAGGCUGCACUAAAUGACCUCAAAUUAGCUGCUUCCUAUGGCCUGGAGUUGAAGGAGAACGUGGAUUAUUAUAUUAAAAUGGCGAAAGCCUAUGCUUUAAUCGGCGAAUCGGCUCGAUCCGAAAUAUCAUUGAAGAUUGCUGAGAAACUGUCGGGCAAUAAUAUUUCCUUACGAGACUCUUUCGGAACCGAACUGUCACUCAUAAAGCGGUGCGAAAAAAGCGAUGUGUUCGCAACACCUACACUCGCUAAUGGAGACAAUCCCGCUUUGCGUGGUGCCUCUAAUAUGGUGAAGUUGGUGGAGACAAAGGAGAAAGGUCGUUUUAUUGUAGCUGGAGAUAAUUUAAAAACGGGUGACGUUGUGUUGUACGAGAACCCAGUUGCCGCAUGUUUGUCGCCAUCUUUUUCUGGUAGUCAUUGCCAUCAUUGCUUUCAGAGAUUAACUAUUCCAGUGCCAUGUGUCCAUUGCUCUGGGAUUGCUUUCUGCUCAGCUCAGUGCAUGGGAGAGGCAUGUGACAGUUACCAUCGUUUUGAGUGCCAGUUUAUGGACCUUUUUAUAGGUUCUGGCAUGUCGAUACUUUGCUACUUGGCUUUACGAGUUUUUACACAAGCACCCAAUGUAGAAAAAGCCCUUUGCGAUGCCACGUCAAUGUAUGAGAAUCUGUGUUCCCAUAUUGAGAGCCGACAAGCUGAAGACUACUUGCAACGUUCUUUGAUGGCGGGCUUUUUACUUCGCUGCUUGCAGAAAGCUGAAUACUUUGGGCGGCGUAAAAGCGAGGGUGUGAAUCCAACAGCGGUAGAAUUGAAGGUUGGCACAGCUCUGCUUGGACUGCUACAAGUCUUACAAUAUAAUGCUCAUGAAGUUUUUGAGACAAAAGUGACCGAUGAACACCGCUUUGAAGGUUCUAAAGUGGUAUAUGUUGGCGCGGCAAUCUAUGCCACCGGUGCCUACUUCAAUCAUGAGUGUUGGCCAAGUGUUGCACGUUAUUUCCUUGGGAAAAAAUUGGUUUUGACUACCAUUAAGCCGCAUCAACCAAAUGAAGUGAUAGCUGAGAAUUACGGUCCAAUCUUCACUAAAACAAAUUUAAAGGAGCGCCAACGUUCAUUACGUGCGCGCUACUUGUUUGACUGCAAAUGCAUGGCCUGUCAAGAGAAUUGGCCUACAAUACACAAAAUUGAUAAGCAGGUCAGAUUCAAAUGCACGUCGGCGAAUUGCAUUAAUGUUUUAAAGUUCCCAAAAGAUAUAUCUAAGGACGUAAGGUGCCCACGUUGCCGAAAAAAUAUUUCACUGAAAGCCAGUGUAGCAAAGCUGAUUCAAAUAGAAGAGUUAUAUCGGAAAGCUGCGGAGUCUAUGCACAAUCAAAGGACACAGGAAGCAAUUGAGCAAUUUAAGGAAGGCAUUGAAAUGUUUUUUGAAAUCGCGGUUUUACCUCACAAGGACACAAUUAUUGCACAACAUUCACUAAUUAAGUGCUUCGCUGAUGGAGGCAAUACAUUUAAAUGAGCGGUCAAGUGCAUUUGCAUAAAUUAAAAAAUAUUUAUACUUAGUAUAUGCUAACGUAGAUCAAAAUAUAUGUAUCGGUGUAUAACAGUAACAGUAAAAUAAACUUUAUUUCAAAGUAAGCCAGAUUUCUAAUG
Anastrepha obliqua is the source of this 2262-nucleotide messenger RNA. It is a transcript of the gene Smyd4-2, whose product is annotated as SET and MYND domain-containing protein 4. The record is from RefSeq and is a predicted model, not a curated record. Gene Ontology annotation, molecular function: protein binding. The transcript has 5 exons. Lineage: Eukaryota; Metazoa; Arthropoda; Insecta; Diptera; Tephritidae. Bases 179 to 2128 code for a protein of 649 amino acids.